ACAUGUCCGUUACCUUUAUCAAUGAAGGUUUUCGAAUUUAGUCUUCUAAAUGAGAAUUCUCUGCAGCUUUUUCAGAAAAAUUACAUCAAUAAAUCUUGCAUUAAAUUUCUCUACUUGGCAAUCAUCGUCUCUUAUUCUGUAUCUUUCAAAGAAACCCAUUUUACACAACAUUGAAUUCCGUAGAAGAAAGCGUAAGCUGGCGGAACUUUUACAAAUACAUGUCCCAAACAAUCCUCACCUCUUUUACAAGAAAGUUCAUGGAGUUAUCAUAGUUUCAGGGUUUCAAUCAGAAUUAUUUUUAAUCAAUGUCCUUCUUAAUACGUAUUCGAAAUUAGGUUGUCUUUAUGAAGCGCGGUUAGUGUUCGAUAGAAUGUCUGACAGGAAUCUAAUAACAUGGUCUUCAAUGAUAUCCAUGUAUACUCAACAUGGUCAGGGUAAAGAAGCUUUGGCUGUAUUUGAGAAAUUUCAGGUUUCGUCGAAUGAGAAUCCGAAUGAUUUCAUAUUAUCUAGUGUUCUUCGAGCUUGCACGCAGUUGAGAGAUGUAAAACGAGCAAUUCAAAUUCGUGGGUUUGUUAUAAAAGCGGGUUUUGAUGAAGAUGUAUAUGUGGGUACUUCUUUGAUUGAUUUUUAUUGUAAAAACGGGGAUAUUGAAGAAGCAAAGUUAGUUUUUGACGAUUUACCAGUGAAAACUGCAGUGACUUGGACUACCAUAAUUAUGGGGUACUCGCGAAGUGGUAAGAGUGAAGUUUCUUUGCAGCUGUUUCAACAAAUGAGGGAAACUGAUGUCGUUCCUGAUAGGUAUGUUUUCUCCAGUGUUCUUAGUGCUUGUUCUGUUUUGAAUUUUCUUAAAGGAGGAAAACAAAUCCAUGCUUACGUGUUGAGGAAUGGGACAGAAACAGAUAUUUCAGUGAUUAAUGUGCUCAUCGAUUUUUAUUGUAAGUGCUGUAAAAUUAAGAUAGGAAGGAAAUUAUUUGAUCAGAUGCCUGUUAAGAAUGUCGUUUCUUGGACCACCAUGAUUGCUGGGUAUAUGCAGAAUUCGUUUCACCAGGAUGCUAUGAAAAUAUUCUCGGAAAUGACCCGGUUAGGUUGGCGACCUGAUGGGUUUACUUGCACUAGUAUCCUGUCUUCAUGUGGUUCACUUGAAGCUUUAAAACAGGGAAUACAAGUUCAUUCUUAUAUUAUAAAAGCGAAUCUUGAAUCUGAUGAUUUUGUAAAAAAUGGUUUGAUCGAUAUGUAUGCAAAAUGUACUUCACUUGAAGAUGCUAGAAAAGCUUUUGAUGCGAUGGAUGAACAUAAUGUAAUUUCUUACAAUGCCAUGAUCGAAGGGUACGCAAGACAAGGCCGGAUUUGUGAGGCAUUGGAUCUGUUUCAUAUGAUGAGGCUUAGAUUAUUCAGUCCAAGUCUCUUAACAUUUGUUAGUCUUCUUGGGGUUUCAGCUUCUUUGUCCACCAUCGAGUUGAGCAAGCAAAUUCAUGGCCUCGCUGUAAAAUCUGGAGUUGCUUUAGAUUUAUAUACUGGUAGUGCUCUAAUUGAUGUUUAUUGCAAGUGCUUUUGUGUUGAUGAUGCAAGGCUUAUAUUCAAUGAGAUGACUGAAAGGGAUAUUGUGGUAUGGAAUGCCAUGGUUUCUGGGUACACCCAAAGUGGGCAAAGCGAUGAUUCUCUCAGGCUAUUUUUAAAAUUACUCACUUCAAGAAUAAGACCUGAUGAGAUAACAUUUGUUGCUCUUGUAACAGCUGCUAGUGAUCUAGCUAGUCUCUUUCAUGGUCAGCAGUUACAUAGCCAGCUUAUAAAAACUAGUCUAGAUUUAGAGCCAUUUGUCUCUAUUGCCCUUGUAGAUAUGUAUGCAAAGUGUGGAAGCAUUGAAGAAGCUCGGGUACUAUUUGAUUCGAUAAACCAAAGAGAUGUUGUGUGCUGGAAUUCAAUGAUAUCGAGAUACGCACAGCAUGGUCAUGCUAAAGAAGCUUUAAUGUUGUUUGAUCAGAUGGUAGUCGAAGGAAUAGAACCCACCUGUGUGACAUUUAUUGGUGUGCUCUCAGCAUGUAGUCAUGUCGGAUUAGUUGAAAUUGGGCUAAACCACUUUCAGUCGAUGAAGUCCAGUUUUGGCAUUGAACCAGGAAUGGAACACUAUGCUUGUGUGGUUGAUCUCCUGGGCAAAGCUGGGAAACUACAUGAAGCCAAGGAGUUUAUUGACCAAAUGCCGAUUGAACCUGCAGCAACUGUAUGGCGAAGUUUACUCAGUGCAUGUAGAAUGGUCGGUAACCUAGAGCUAGCAAAGUAUGCUGCAGAAAUGGCAAUCUCAGUUGACCCUAAUGACAGUGGGUCUUAUGUACUGUUAUCGAAUAUAUUAGCAUCUAAAGGUAUGUGGACAGAUGUGGAGAAGGUUAGGAAGAAGAUGAAUAGCAAUGAGGUAUUGAAGGAACCAGGACAUAGUUGGAUAGAAGUGAAUAGUAAGGUUACAGUGUUCAUUGCAAAAGAUAAAACUCACAACCAGGCCGAAUCUAUUUACUGGGUGUUACAAAAGUUGACAAAACAAAUUAUUGAUGUGGGUGACGUGCCUGAACUAACCACUCUUUCCUAAAUAAGGAGGGCUUCAAGGCUCUGUAUGACAGUAUCAGAUUUGAGCUGGGUUUGAGUUGCUCAGUUCGAUAUUUAAAUGAUAAUGCAAGAUUGAAGUUAGUCUGAGCCGUCCGAAAUAGUGUGCUAGUCUGAGCCGUCCAAAUUCACUAUUGCGGCUGAAUUAUGAUUUGGGAGGGCUCUGCGUGUGGCUUCAACACAACACUUCUCAACAUUUUGACAUGUGAUUCAAAUCAGAUACAGCCUGCAGGAAACCUGCAGGAAUCUGUCUAGUCUGUGUAAAGUUUGCAAAGGGUAACCAGUAAUCAAAUAAAUGAACGCGGAGGCUGGAGCAGUAAUUCAGGAAUGCUUCGUUAUAAAAGGCAUUCUAACAGAUAACCCUGCUUAAAGGUAUUUCUGUUGACAACCUUAAAUUUUAGAGGUAAUGAAUCAGUUUUUGCAUAACUUUGCCUUUUCUUCUGCCAUUGGUUUUAUCUACGAUUAAGAGUUGGCACUAAAGUUUGCAAACAAGAAUCAUACGGAUAAAAUUAGAUGUAAGUUUGCUCAUAAGUCACUGCAUACAUUUUAUGUGCUCUUGAAAUAGUAUCUUUCAAAAGAUGAACGCUGUCAUGUUUAUGAUCAGUAAAACACCUAGAUGUAAAUUCAGAAGGAACACCCCUAGAACAGGGAGAAAAAGAAGAGAGCGAAAAACAGAUGAUAAAUUGUACUAAUAAAAGCUUCUCCC
This is a messenger RNA of Papaver somniferum (opium poppy), 3298 nucleotides long. Its product is annotated as pentatricopeptide repeat-containing protein At4g39530-like. Gene Ontology annotation, molecular function: RNA binding; protein binding. Bases 50 to 2578 code for a protein of 842 amino acids. The record is from RefSeq and is a predicted model, not a curated record. The transcript has a single exon. Gene Ontology annotation, biological process: RNA modification. NCBI's taxonomy places the organism in Eukaryota, Viridiplantae, Streptophyta, Magnoliopsida, Ranunculales, Papaveraceae.